CGUGAUAACACAUACACAGCUGAAUGUCCUUUCCAAACUUGGAACACUCGGAACCGUUCACUUGAAGGUAUUCUGAAUUCCAGCAUGGGCAAAUUUCGAGCUCGCUUGGACCCUAGAUUUACCUACUCUGAUAUUCACGUCAUUGGCCAAAGCUUGCAACCGUUGGGAGCCGCAUCGGCUUCCAUACGUACUCUAGCUACAGCUUACACGACAACACCACCUCUCAUGCACCUCUGACACCUCACAAAGGACGACCGCGUCCCGCUCGCACGCUCUCCCUCGGGAUGGUCCUGCGUCCCCGCAAUGUCUUUGUCGGCGUCCAGCGCACACAACUCUUCGCAUCGUGCCGGACAACGCACCCCUCACCCGGUUCCUGGCUAUACCGUACACGUUCUUUACCACUGCUUUUAACGACACCGCGCCAUGCAUCCAUUCACACUCGGCAGCCGCAGAAGCCUCGCGUGGGGACUACUACGCCAGUUCCGAGUGACGCCUCACCGCCGAAAUCAAAGCCGCCGUUUUACUUUGAAGCCGGAUAUGCUUUAUACGCCAAACGUCCCCCGCGUCCAUUCCCCCCGCCGUUUACAUCGCUGCCCUCAACGAGCUUCUCCGAACCGCUUAGUACGCAUAACAAGAGUCGCGAUCGCAGGGCACAGGUUAACGGGGAGAUGAUUAGAGGGGUUACGAACGGCGAUGAUGCGGUCUUGGUCAGCGAAAACUUUAUCGGCGCAAAUGACGGUGUCGGAGCAUGGUCGACACGGGAGAGGGGACAUGCAGGGCUUUGGUCUCGACUCAUUCUCCAUUUCUGGUCCCUAGAAACUGACCGAGCUAUCUACUCGUCCGGUCACCCACCAGAUCCGGUGUCGUAUUUACAAACCGCCUUCGAGCACACCAAAAGCGCCACUUCGGAACCUAACCAGUGGCACGGUACGACUACGGCAUGCGCGGCUCUGCUCAGUGCAACGCCUGCUACCCCUCCGCGACCGCUACUUUACGUGACCCAGCUAGGCGAUUCGCAGAUUCUAGUUCUGCGCCCGAAGGAUGGCAAAGUCAUAUUUAAGACGACGGAACAAUGGCACUGGUUCGAUUGCCCGCUGCAACUAGGGACCAAUAGCCCAGACACGCCGUCUGCGAACGCGGUUUUGGAUCAGAUCGAGAUCGAAGAAGACGAUGUAGUGAUUGCCAUGACCGAUGGUGUAGUGGAUAAUCUGUGGGAGCAUGAAGUGGUGAAGAACGUAAUAGACAGUAUGGAGAAGUGGAGAGAGAUGACGGAUCUCAAGAACACGGAUAAGGAACCCGGUGAACAAAGCUAUGCAGAGGGCAUGUCAUAUGUAGCAAAGGAGCUCGUUGGUGCUGCUAGGGCCAUUGCGGAGGACCCUUUUGCGGAAAGCCCGUAUAUGGAGAAGGCUAUCGACGAGGGGCUGUCACUUGAAGGAGGUAAACUGGAUGAUAUCAGCGUCGUUGCCGCGCAGUGCAAACGACGGAGAGAAUCUGGGUGA
Periconia digitata is the source of this 1499-nucleotide messenger RNA. NCBI's taxonomy places the organism in Eukaryota, Fungi, Ascomycota, Dothideomycetes, Pleosporales, Periconiaceae. The record is from the annotation of a GenBank genome assembly.